Molecule: messenger RNA, 663 nt
Organism: Zasmidium cellare ATCC 36951
Lineage: Eukaryota; Fungi; Ascomycota; Dothideomycetes; Mycosphaerellales; Mycosphaerellaceae
Exons: 1
Coding region: 1-663 (220 amino acids)
Biological process (GO): DNA strand elongation involved in mitotic DNA replication; DNA replication
Cellular component (GO): GINS complex
Source: RefSeq, a predicted model, not a curated record
AUGUACGGCGAGCACGGCCACAAACUCGUCACCGACGCGAAGCGCAUCCAAGGCCUAGACAAACUCCCACCAUAUGCGACAACCACAGUCCGCGCCGCCACCAAGGAAGUCCGAGAUCUCGAACGCGACGCGAACACGCUUUACAAUUCCUCGAGUACACAAUCCAGCGAUGGCAGCCAGAUCAAAUCCUCCUUCAACCCAGCAGAAGACCCAGCCAGAGCGUGUGCGAUUUUCGUGAACCAUGUAUCUAUGCGAAGGAAUAAACGCUGUCUUCUGGCCUACCACAAAACCCGCACCGACAAGCUGGAAGAAAUGUGCUGGGAGGGUCUCGACGUGUCGGAUCUCUCGCAGGCUUCGACUGGCGCUUCGCAAUCAGGAGCUCAGAAUGGUCCUUCGAGUAGUCUGAGUGCCGAGGAGGAGCAGUUUGUCCACCAGUACAGUGAUCUUCUUGCCGCGUACAAAGGCCAGUGGACCGACAUCGACCUCACUGGAAGCUUGGAGCCACCCAAGGACAUCUUCAUUGAUGUUAGGGUGUUGAAGGAUGCUGGCGAGAUUCAGACCGAGUAUGGAUCCAUCACUUUGACGAAGAACAGCCAGUUCUAUGUCAGGCAAGGGGAUGUGGAGCGCUUGAUUCAGCAGGGCUAUCUGCAGAAGUUGAGCUGA